UGAAGAAAUGGGGGUUUAGAGUUUCGGAGGGCUUAGGAAUUAAGCUUCUGGGGUUUAAGACCAGUGGGCGAGAGAGGUGAAAUGAAGCCAUGGUUGAGCUGAGAGGUUCAGGGUUUAUCCAUCUUCGCCGCGGCUAUGGUCAACUGUAAAAUUUUUAUCGGGUUGUGAUAUAAUGGCUCUCGGAGUCGGGUCGGGUUAAAAUGCAAAAUGUGUAACUCUAGUCACUCCAUCAAUCAAAACGCUCCACGUGGAGAUACAUACAGCGUAGGAUCAGGAAGAGUGACGUCACUCAAUUAGUGCUUGAAUCCUUUCCCGGUGGCGAAGCAAAGGGUUUAGUUUCUGUGUCGUCGAAAUCAAGGCCAGAGCUUUAAAGUUUAAACGGAGAAAACAAGUUCAUCUUCUCUAUAAACAAAUCUCGCUGGUAAGGUUUGAACUCAUUAAGCGAAGAUGGGUUUAUGGACUUUGAUUCAAGGCAUGUUGCUAUUUGCAAACGGGUUGGCGAUUCUGAACGAGGAUCGGUUUCUUGCUCCUAGAGGUUGGACCAUGUUAGAGGUUCAAAGAGGGAAUCGAAGUACGAUGAAGGGGCAGCUUAUAGGACUUAUAUAUGCCUGCCAGUACUUCAGAAUUAUGCUCGUUUUCUUCAACUUCAUAACUAUUAUUCUCAAGCUCAUAUAUGGUUGAGGCCUGUGUUUGUCAUUGUAAAAUCUUUGCAGGGUCUGUGUUUUAGUCCCAAAUGAGAAUUCAGGAAGGGUUAUGAUCAGUGGGAUAACUUUGCAGUCUAUCUUAUGGGUGUGGUUUGAUCCAUGGCUUUGUUGUUGUAAACUAGAUGUAGUGUCUGAAUUGAGUAUUAGUUUCAAGAGUUGUUUGUUUCUUAUUUGCUGGUUGAUUCUGUCAAAGGUACAUCCUUUGCAGAGAGUUUGUGAAUUGUUA
Messenger RNA from Rosa chinensis, 930 nucleotides. RefSeq lists its product as uncharacterized. Bases 448 to 681 code for a protein of 77 amino acids. Gene Ontology annotation, cellular component: endoplasmic reticulum membrane; Golgi membrane; COPII-coated ER to Golgi transport vesicle. Gene Ontology annotation, biological process: endoplasmic reticulum to Golgi vesicle-mediated transport. The transcript is spliced from 2 exons. The record is from RefSeq and is a predicted model, not a curated record. Lineage: Eukaryota; Viridiplantae; Streptophyta; Magnoliopsida; Rosales; Rosaceae.